Molecule: messenger RNA, 807 nt
Organism: Enterobius vermicularis (human pinworm)
Lineage: Eukaryota; Metazoa; Nematoda; Chromadorea; Rhabditida; Oxyuridae
Source: the annotation of a GenBank genome assembly
AUGGCGUCUAGAAGACGCCCAAUUGGAGUCAGUGCAGUCCAUCAGAAGAAGGAAUUGCAGGAGAAGUAUAAGGCGAAGGGUUCUGAGUUGGCUAGCCAACAGCUCAGUCAACUUUCGCAACAGCUCGCAACAUUUUCAAGCAAGUUAGAAGAUUUUGCUAGGAAGCACAGGGAUGAAAUACGGAAGAAUCCUCAAUUUCGACGUCAGUUCCAGGAGAUGUGUGCAUCUGCUGGAGUAGAUCCUCUUGCUUCAAGCAAGGGAUUUUGGGCGGAAAAACUAGGAUUUGGUGACUUUUAUUAUGUCUUAGCCGUGCAAAUAAUAGAAGUUUGUAUUUCGACAAACCACAUUAAUGGCGGUUUGAUGACUCUCGAUGAGCUCAAAAGUCGUUUAAUGCGAUCAAGGAAUUUUACAAAGAAGGAACCAAUUUCGACUGAUGAUAUUUUGCGUGCAGUUGAAAAGAUAAAAGUGCUUGGAAACGGUUUCGAGUUGAUUCCUUUUUUGGGAAGUGGGCGUUUUAUGAUACAAAGUGUGCCUGGUGAACUCAGCAUGGAUCACUCACGGGUCCUUCAACUUGCUGAGGACACUGCUUAUGUCACUAAGGAGCUAAUUGUGGACAGGCUGAGGUGGGAGGAACGACGAGUUGAUGCGGUUGUUGAACAUUUAGUCAAAGAGGGUAUUGCAUGGGUAGAUGAGCAAUCUACUGAUACUGUAUAUUAUUGGAUUCCUAGUCUAUUUUUGCAACAGUAUGGUCAGAUCAGCGGGUCAAAUAGUGGUUCGGAUAGUCUAGCUUCUGCAGCUGUAUCAUGA